AUGAGCGCCAACGACUACCGACCGCUUUUGCGCAACGGCGCGGGGGGGAACAACGGCGACUCCCCAUUGGCUGGCGGUGACGUGGAACUGGCUGCGGAUAAGAUCGAAUCUGCAGUGAUGGUGUCUCCCGCGUCGCCCACCGCGCUGAUUUCGCCGCGUAGCAUGAAUUUCAGCGAGAGGGUUCCGCCUGAAUGGGCCGUGCUGCUGCUUGGAUGUGCGCUCGGCCUCGCCACAGGAGCCAGCGUCGUCCUUUUCAACUUGGCGGUAGAUGGAAUGGCAGAGAUUUUGAUGAACACUCACGAGAGGAAAACAGCACUGGUGGCUGCUGGUGCAGCUGCAGGAAUUUCGUCGGGUUUCAAUGCGGCUGUAGCUGGGUGUUUUUUUGCCAUUGAAACGGUGCUACAGUCGGUUGCUUCGGAGAAUGCGCCCCCGCUUACCACUGCCAUGAUCAUCCUCGCUUCAGUGCUCUCCUCUACAGUGUCUAACGUCGUUCUGGGUGAAGAGCCUGCGUUUACUGUACCUGAGUACGAGCUGAAAUCUGCUGCUGAGUUGCCACUGUACCUGCUCCUGGGGAUGCUGAUAGCAGCCAAGAUCGUUGCCACGGCUCUCUGCAGAGGCUCGGGCUUGGUAGGGGGAAUCUACGCCCCGAGCCUGUUCAUAGGUUCGGCGGUAGGCUCGGUGUAUGGGUCGCUGGCGGGUGCGGCUAUCCAGGCUGCCAUUCCUGGGAAGGCGGAGGUCGCGGCUCCACAGGCAUAUGCUCUGGUGGGCAUGGCAGCAAUGCUCGCCUCUGUGUGCUCUGUGCCUCUCACAUCCGUCUUGCUCCUCUUCGAGCUCACUAAGGACUACCGCAUCCUGCUGCCGCUCAUGGGUGCAGUGGGUCUGGCCUACUGGGUCUCCUCAGUGGCCAACCGCAAGAAGCCCGUUCUCUCACACACCAAGCUCGCCCCCGGCUCUGCCGCAGCCUUUGCUGCAGCUGGCGGGCACGGCGACUCAGCCCUCACGCUCUACUCACCCCUGGGCACUGCCAUGAACGGCCAUGCCUCUCACCAGCAGAAUCUAUCCCUUCUGCAUGAGCACCACCACUCGACUCAUUUCGGGGGGCCGCCGCUGUCCCCGACGCAGCUUCGGGCGUCUUCGUCUAUUUCGUGGCAUAGGGGGAGUGGCAGCAGCAGUACUGGUGGUGGGAGUGGUGCGGAGGAAAUGGAGUUGUGUGCGGUGGAGGGGUUUGCAGGGGGUGUGGAGGCGGCUUUGAGUGUGGAUAGACUGCUGGACGAACUAAAGGUGGCUGCAGCAAUGAGCACCACAUUUGUGUCGGUUCGAGCAGACGCCACUGUGAGAGAAGCUGUGCUGGCUCUCCUAGAAGGCCGUUCAGACUGUGCCAUGGUGGUGGACGCAGAGGGGCUGCUGGAAGGCACACUCUCUCUCACUGAUGUACACCGGGAGCUUCGCCGAUCCUCCAUUAUCAGUGCGGCCGGCACGGCCAGCCACCGAGGCUCGGCGAUCGCCGGACCUGGAGGCUCGGCACGAAGCUCGGUUGCGGGUGGAGUGGGUGGUGGUUCGGGAGGAGGGGGAGGGGGAGGAGGGGGGAGUCAUAGAGGAUCGGCGGUGUCGGUAGGGCUUAUGCCAGUGGGAGGAGUGGGAGGAAUGGGAGGGGUGGGAGGGUUGGACAGGGCAUUGUCACACAGAGCUUCGGUCGCUGCCUCUGAACUGGCUCCUGUAGGCGUGGAGGUGCACGAGAUGCUGGUGGGAGCGGUCUGCACCAGUACCACAGCCCACGGGGACCCCGACCUUGUUGUGUGCUUCCCAGACCAGACGCUGCGCGCCGCCCGCCACCUAAUGCUGCCGAGGAACCUGACGGUGCUGCCUGUGGUGUCUCGGUCCGGCAAGCGGUGGCAGGACCGGGGGAGGAAGCUGGUUGGAGUCCUGGAAGCUUCAGCAAUCCGUGCCACAUGCCAAGCGGAGGCAACCCGUCGGAUAUUGGGAGUACUGGAGGAACCACAAGAAGCAUCACAUGGUGCUGGUGGUCAUUGA
Closterium sp. NIES-65 is the source of this 2031-nucleotide messenger RNA. The record is from the annotation of a GenBank genome assembly. NCBI's taxonomy places the organism in Eukaryota, Viridiplantae, Streptophyta, Zygnematophyceae, Desmidiales, Closteriaceae.